Fusarium odoratissimum NRRL 54006 is the source of this 2528-nucleotide messenger RNA. Its product is annotated as serine/threonine protein kinase. Lineage: Eukaryota; Fungi; Ascomycota; Sordariomycetes; Hypocreales; Nectriaceae. The record is from RefSeq and is a predicted model, not a curated record. Gene Ontology annotation, biological process: peptidyl-threonine phosphorylation; peptidyl-serine phosphorylation. The transcript has 2 exons. Bases 220 to 1701 code for a protein of 493 amino acids. Gene Ontology annotation, molecular function: ATP binding; protein serine/threonine kinase activity.
CUCGGAUGCUAAGCAGCUCACAAGUCCGAUCGCCUUAUGAGGCCGCCGAACCGCAGAGCCUCACAGUUCGCAUAGCAGUGCACUCAUGUGUUUCCUUGUCAGGAUUCCUAGAUCGUAGCGUAAAAGAACACUAUCAACCCCUGUUAAUCUUUCCCUGAAAAAUCGACGCGGUCGGCAACAAGGGCAAGCCUCCCAACCAAAAUCGAACAAAGACAUAAAAUGUCUCUCUACAGGCAGUUAAAUAAAUGCCUCAUCCCUUGUCACGAAGACGCAGAGUUCUUACCACUGAGUGAGAUCAGCGCAAGAGUAACUGAGGACAACAUCAAGUCGGAAGUCCCCGUUAGGAAGCGCUGCUUCUCAAAUCGCAGUCUACCACGCACAAUAUUAAAGCAGGCCAGAAGGAUAUUUUCAAUCCUGGUUCUCAUUCAAGAAGCACAAGCUAUCGUUAAUCUCGUGUGUCGCGAUAACAUCACCGAUGAAGAUCUUCCUCUUACUCGACAAUCCAUGAGCGGGGACGAUCAAAAUGUCCUGAUAUCCGCCAAGACUGGAAAAGCUUUCCCGUCAUUUUCUCUGUGGCCGAGGGAGGCGAGAGUGCGGGACUUUCUAAACUUCCAAUGGCUGGUACAAGCGCCUGUCCUCAAUGCUCUCGGUCAACAUAUCUCGCUGGACACGAAAUGCCCUCUCCCCCUAAUAGACUGUGUCAUGAAAUGCAAAAGUGGUCCGAAUAGCGUGCUACACAAAUGCAAGAUCCAUGGGGCCCAUCAAUCAAUCUUCAAGAAUGACCCAGAGCCAUAUGUUGCUCUCAAAGAAGUCAACAAUGACGAGGCGUUCGAGAAGGAAAAAACAAACCUAGAGCUCAUACAGUCUCUUAAGCACGAGCAUCUCAUCAAACUGAUCGCUACCUGUCAGAAGGGAUCUAUAUGCUAUUUUAUAUUUCCUUGGGCUGAUGGUGGGGAUCUUAGAGACUUUUGGAAGGCUAAUGACACAAUACCACGCUCCCAAGAAUUGGUGGUGUGGUCUCUCCGCCAAAUUCUGGGCAUCGUGAGUGCGAUCAACGCUUUGCACGGCAAAAAUACUCGGCACGGAGACAUAAAGCCUCAAAACAUUCUUCAUUUUCUCAAGGCGCAUGAUGAUGCUGUCAUGGACAGUAGAGGAAGACUGAUCCUUGCAGAUGUUGGAGUUUCCAAGAUCCAUCGAGAGAUCACGAGCAUGAGACAAGAUCCCACAAACUGCCAACAGUCCACAGUCACGUACGAAGCGCCUGAAGCCCAGUCAGACCAACGAGAGGGCAAGCCGAGAGGUCGUCGAUAUGACAUGUGGUCUCUAGGCUGCAUGUUUCUCGAAUUUACGGUCUGGCUCGUCUUUGACUACAGCACAGUCAGAAGUUUCAGAAAGUCCAGGCGUACUCGAGAUGAUCCCAAAGACGCCUUCGGAAGCUUUUUCGUCCAGACUUCAGACAACUUAAUCCAGAUCCACUCUGCAGUCAUCGAGGCGAUUGGCCACUUACGGGGUCAUCCACUUUGCAGUGGCGAUACUGCUUUGGCAGAUCUUAUCCAGCUGAUUCAAAACCACUUGUUGCAAGUUGACGUCCGGGCACGCACCGAAGCCCCGGAACUCUUGAAAAGGCUAGAGAGCAUCAUUCACAGAGCUGAACAGGAUGGCAAUUACUUAUAUCCAAGGUUUGUCGACAAUAAUGGUUAGGAUGUAUAUCAUGUCAGCUUUCCUAGAAGAAAUCACAAACAUUUAUCAUCUGAUUCAACGUCUUCGACAAACCUGAACAUCAGCUUCGUUGAUAAUAUCCGUCAAGACUUUCCAGAGUCCGUCCAAGGGAUCUUUCUCAGAUAAGACUCGUUGUCGGCCUCAGUGGUACCAAUACGGCUUUGACCACUGCUCAGUUUGUUCAACUCGAGAAAAACAGCAUCGCGAGUCGAGAUCUGACCCACCACGAGAAGACCUAGCUUGAUGGCAAUUCUGAUUUUGCUUUCGACGAGCGGUCCAUAGCAAACGCAUUCCAGGGUCUCUCCACAGGAUGGGGCAGAACCUUAUUUAUUUUAUCCAGAUGAUAAAGGCCGAAGCAUAGGUUGCAGGAGAUGCUAUCAGAAGCCAUUCUUAUAUGUCUUACAGCGUGCCCGACAGGAAGAGAGAUAUGUUCUUGGCUUCAAUAUUUCAUGUCUAUAUGACGAUACUUCGAAAUUGUUGAGUGAUUACUCCCCUAUCGGCGAAUUUUGAUUCCUGCUGACACGUAUCUCACAGACCAAACGGUCGAGGCAGAGCCAGUGGCCAGUCCCUCGCAGGACUACAUUUUGCCAUGUAAUAAACUUUUUAUAACGCUAGUGGAAGCACAUACCCGUGUUCAGAAGUUGUAGAGAUGGGUUACUCAUUCAAUAAGGGCAUUCCAGGGAGGUACAUGCUCCCUGGUUUUCUAGGUCCGAGAUCGAAGCAGGUAUAAUUGAUGUUUUAUUACUGUGAGGGAAUCUCAAUGUUCGCUAGAAAAUCACCAAUCCACGUGCAAAAUUCCGUAUCUGCCC